Messenger RNA from Drepanopeziza brunnea f. sp. 'multigermtubi' MB_m1, 888 nucleotides. RefSeq lists its product as uncharacterized. The record is from RefSeq and is a predicted model, not a curated record. NCBI's taxonomy places the organism in Eukaryota, Fungi, Ascomycota, Leotiomycetes, Helotiales, Drepanopezizaceae.
AUGCGGCGGUCCUGCAGAACCUAUACACCUCUCCUCCUCCUGCUCCCGAUAUCGGCCCUCCAGAUCGCCCCCUUCUACGAACCGUACGCCGUCCUCCUCUCCAACAACGAGUCCGUAUCCGCCGCCGCCCACCGCCACGAGCUCCGCAAGCGGGAUGGCAACUGUCCCGCAGACUUCAACUCCUGCACCACGUACCGAGACUCCGCCGGCGGCGCCUGCUGCACCGCCGGCUCCUUCUGCACGACGGACGGCGCGCAAAACAUAGCCUGCUGCCCGACGGGCGCGAGCUGUACCGGAUCCGUCACCAUCGCGACGGGCACCCCGACCGGGCCGCUCCUGGGCCUCACCACGCCGGCGGACGGGGUGGUCUUCGGCGCGAGCAAUCCGAGUCCGACGACCGCCGCCGCCGGGCCCCCCGCGACGAUCACCGACCCGGCGGCGGCGGCGGCGGCGGUGUCCUACGUGGCAAACGCCUUCUUCCCCUUCCCGUACAUCCCGCGGACGUACGCGAACAGCGCGGCCUGCCACUCGGCCUACCAGGCGUGCCAGACGAACUACGCGGCCUGCACCGCGGCGCUGGAUGGCGGUGGCGGGAGUGGCGUGGGCUUCGGGGUGACCAUCGUGGCGCCGAACGGGGGCAUCACGGCCACGGCCACGGUGCAGAACUUGGGCUUGCCGAGCGCCACGAGUAUCUGCAGCAGCUUGAGCUCGGUGGGCUGCUACAAUAUCGUGAGUGAGAACUGUGCCCAGUUUGGGACGGGGCCGCAGCUGGGGCCGGGCGCGACGGGGAAUGCGGCUGCGAGACAGAAGCCUGCAGCGAAAGGCUGCUAUGCCGUGGCGGGCAUGGUGGCAGUCGUUGGUUUGGGCAUCGCUGGACAGAUGAUUUGA